This is a messenger RNA of Macrosiphum euphorbiae (potato aphid), 2892 nucleotides long. NCBI's taxonomy places the organism in Eukaryota, Metazoa, Arthropoda, Insecta, Hemiptera, Aphididae. The record is from the annotation of a GenBank genome assembly.
AUGCCUAGUUGUCUAGUUUGUGGAAGAACGAACAAUGCCAAAGCUAAAUCGGCUAAUAUAACUUUUCAUAGAUUUCCGCUUAAAGACACUUACAAGAAUAAAUGGUACAAUUUUUUGGGAGAAAAUGGCAUACUACCUGAUAAAGUAUCAAAGACAAGUUUAGUUUGUUCAGCACAUUUUGACGAUUCAUUUUUUGUAAUGGGAAAGGAUAGAAGACUGUUACUUAAACAUGCUAUUCCAACUAAAAUUAUCAACAGAAUAAAAUGUGCUAAACAACAAUACUCAGAAACUGUAACCAACUUGCCUGUAAUUAAAACUUUUUAUACUAGUUCUGCUAGCGAUUCAGUUGACAAUAUUGCUUCUUUAAAUGUUACCAGAACUUUAGUAAAGUGUCCUUUGAGCAAUAUAGAGGUAGACGGAGUAUCUUUGUUGGAACCAGUUCAAUCAAGUUCUAGUGAAGAAGAAGGAGUACUACCAUUAGACAAUUCUUCUGUAUCAAUGAUGAAUUGUGAAACAAUCACACCCAAUAAAAAUAUCUCGUAUGUACUUCACUCAUCCACAAUGUCCAUAGACACCGAGAUAGUUCCAGAUGACACUCCACGCAAAAUCGCAUUGAAAAAAAAUCUUCGCCAACUAUCACAUGAAGUCACUAUCAAAAAUAUUAAAAUGAAAACCCUUCAGCAAAAAAUAAGGCGCCAAAAUAAAAGAAUUUCAUCUAUGAAGAAUAUAAUUUCCGAGCUUCAAAAACAAAAUUUAAUUGACGAGGAAGCCAGUUAUACCCUGUCUGAAACUUUUGGUAAGCAUAAAGAUUUGAUAACCAAUUGGACAAAAAAAAAAUUAGGUAAAAAAGUUCCAAAGAAAUAUAGUGCCACCAUUCGUCAAUUUGCUUUAUCAUUACAUUUUUUUUCUGCUAAAGCAUAUUCGUAUGUAAGACAGCAGUUUGACACGAUUUUGCCUCAUAGUAGAACUCUUAGUAAAUGGUACAGAAAUGUCAAUGCUGAACCAGGUUUUACUGAAGAGUCGUUAAAGAUGCUAACUCUUAAAGUAAAUAAUUCACCCCAUCCUAUUUUAUUAGCUUUGUCUAUGGAUGAAAUGGCUAUAAGACAACACCUGGAAUUUGAUGGUACUAAGUAUUAUGGAAGGGUUGAUAUGGGAAAUUAUAUAGAUAAUGAUAGUUUAAACACAGCUAAACAAUGUUUAGUUUUUAUGGCAGUCUCGGUAAAUGAGAAUUGGAAGUUACCAAUUGGUUAUUUUGUAGUGGAUGCUUUAAAAAGUGCACAAAAAGUUGAACUAGUUCGCCACGCAUUAAAUGUAUUGGACAGCACUGGUGUAAAAGUCUUGAGCUUAACAUUUGAUGGUUGUUCUAGUAAUAUUAGUGCAGCUCAACUUUUAGGUUGUAAUUAUGUUUUGAGUGCAUUAGAUACAUCUUUUUCUUCUGGCUUUGAAAGUAAUCCAAAAAUUGUAACCCUUUUUGAUCCUGCACACAUGAUCAAAUUAGUUCGUAAUGCUUUUGGUGAAAAGAAGGUCUUUAAAGAUAGUGCAAAUAAUGAAAUAAAAUUUGAAUAUGUCCGGCAAUUGUGUUAUUUGCAAGAGAAGGAAGGAUGCCAUCUUGCUAAUAAACUGCGAAAACAGCAUCUUCUUUAUUUCAAACAAAAGAUGAAAGUAAAACUUGCAACCCAACUACUUAGUCAGUCAGUAGCAGAUGCAUUGACAUUUUGCAAAGAUAGCCUCAAACUAAAAGAGUUUUCUAAUGCAGGUGCUACCAUACAAUUUAUCGAACUCUUUAAUACUGGCUUUGACAUAUUAAACUCAAAAUCUAUCAACUGUGUAGGAUUUAAAAAAGCACUAUGUGAAGAAAACAUUCAAGAAGUUAGAUUGUUCACAGAAAAAAUGACAACAUAUAUUAAAGGUCUUAAAAUUCAAGAUAGACCAGGAGUUUUUACACCCGUACUUGAAUCACAACGAAAAACUGGGUUUCUUGGAUUUAUAGUCAGUUUAAAUAGUAUUUUACAGCUAUAUACUUUGUUUGUGGAAACUGAUGUCUUACAACAUAUAAAAAUUUAUAAAUUAAGCCAAGAUCACGUAGAACUGUUUUUUCGAACAAAUGAUAUACAAAGUUUUAAUACUGGUAAUUGUAUACCACUUGAAGAGAUAGAUAUUCUUCACUACUCCAGUUCAGAUCCAGUUACUGUUUUAAAUAACAAUUCUUCAGGUUGCAGUUUUGAUCCAAUUGAUGAAGAAAAUGAACAAGAUAUUUCUGCAUUUAUAAUGGACCAUGAUUAUAUUGGAAGUCACAGUUCAUACUCUUUUAGUAAUUUUUCAAAAGAAAUCAUUGUUUAUAUUUCAGGAUUUGUAGUUCAUAAAUUGACCAAUGUACUUAAAUGUGAUGUUUGCAAACAUGCAUUGUGUGCUGCCGAAAAAGAAUGUUUUCUAAAUUCGUUGAUAACAUUAAAAAAUAAGGGAGGCAUUCAUGGUGGACUUAUUUUUCCAAGCGAAGAUGUCAUAGAUGUUUGUUUCAUUACAGAAAACAUUUUGAGAAGAUAUGAUUAUACUUCUAAAGCUGUAAAUAAAUUACAAGUUCAAACCGAUGUCCUUAAACAUUUUGUAUUUAAUUCAAAUAUAUUUAAAUCAUUAAAAAAUCAUAGUACUGAAACCAGAAGUCCAUUAGCCGACCAUACAACUCUUUUAAUAAAAUCUAUAUCUUCUACUUAUAUAAAUAUAAAAAUAAAUUACAGUUUAAAAAAACACAAUGAACCCCUUCUGUUCGGAUGUGGUUUAAUAAACUUACUCUUUUUAAAGGACAAUAAUUUAGUUUUUGUUUAUUAUUAUUCUAUAGUCUCUCCGCCCAUUUAUUUAAUAACUUAUAACUUGUGUAUUGUGUAUAUAGUUUAA